Molecule: messenger RNA, 601 nt
Organism: Aedes aegypti (yellow fever mosquito)
Lineage: Eukaryota; Metazoa; Arthropoda; Insecta; Diptera; Culicidae
Exons: 3
Coding region: 62-481 (139 amino acids)
Source: RefSeq, a predicted model, not a curated record
UUCACAAUUCUGCUCAGUGCUCGUUAAUUGCUCUCAGAAGUCACACGGAAAACGAUAAGAGAUGGAUUCCAAACGGAUCAUCAUUCUAGUUUUUGCACUAUCAGUAGUGUAUUUACCAGUACAAGGCAGACCAGCAAUUGCAAAUGAUUACGAUUACGACGAUAAUACAAUUCCAUCUGCAAGUGAGAUAAGUACACCAAGGGCAAUAAUGCAGCGUACAACUUCAGCCAAAAAGUUCCAGAUUCCUGCCCAACAAAGUACUAUAGAAACUACGACAGAAUACAGAUACAAGGACAUUAUAGAGCCUUAUAAGAUAGAAGUUCCCAAAGUUGAAUCGAUUCGUCAUGCCGCUGGAACAUUGUACUACAGCGUGGACCCAAAGGAAGAUCCAUACAAGAAACUUAUGCAGGUUCACGAGGAAUACUUUGAAAUUCCUAUGAACAGAAAUUUACCUAAACAUGUUGCGCCUCCAAAAUAUUGAGUCUCACCAUACAAUAGUAGUGGAUCAUUUUAAACUAAAAUUGAUUUGUAUCACACCAAAAACAAAUUUCAAUAUAACUAGGGUAACCCAAACCUAUUGGGCUAAAAAUUUGCAUCAAUA